Pteropus alecto (black flying fox) is the source of this 9796-nucleotide messenger RNA. It is a transcript of the gene ZNF592, whose product is annotated as zinc finger protein 592. The coding region runs from base 2524 to 6318 and encodes 1264 amino acids. The transcript has 12 exons. The record is from RefSeq and is a predicted model, not a curated record. Lineage: Eukaryota; Metazoa; Chordata; Mammalia; Chiroptera; Pteropodidae.
UUGCAUUCUUUCUGCUUCAGCCACACCGGGGAAGAGUGGUGGACCCUCUAAAGUUUUGAAUCUGUAUGUUUCUACAGUGAAAAAUAAAAUCCAAAUACAUCAACCUAGAUUGUGGAUUAAUUACUUUUUUUUAAAAACUCUAAAAUUCACUACUCAAGAAUAUUCAUAUAAGACGUGUAGGAAUUAUGGUAAGGUAUGCGAAGGAAAUAAAACUAAUUGGUAAAUUCUACAACCUGCAGCUACUGUCAGCACUUUAAUAUUUAGUGUUUGUAUUAGACCUUUAUCUCCAGCUCUAUCUUCUUAUGUAAGUUUUUUUUUUUUUUUUUUUUUUUAAACAUUUACUUUUCCUACAAGAAUAGGAACAUCCUGAACAGGAAAGAGUUCUGAGUACUGACAUCUGUGAGGCGGAGCAGUUGCAUACACCCCAAAUCUGUGUGCUUUCAUUUGUGGGCAUCUGGACCAGUGUUCUCCCCUUCAUGCUCUAGGAGUGUAGGGUGUGAUAUCUAUUAGCUAAUUACUUUGGAGAAAUGUUGUCAGGGGAUCAGAGUGUUGCUUCAUCCAAACAUUCACUUUUUAGUUGACAGCGAGAAGUGUGUAUGUGUGUGUUGAGAUGACAUAGCUUAUCUUUUCUAUGACUCCAGGAAAAGUUAAUGAACACUUUUCAAGUUUGGUGUCACCACAGAAUCAUUUCUCGACCUGUUAGCAAUAUAGGCUGUCCUUGUUCACUGUGCGACUUUCAGUAAAUCCUUUACUUUCUCCAUUUCAGAUUCUGAAGGUGUUUUAUCAAGAGGUAAUGGUGGUCCCCUUCCUCUCAUUAACACAUUACAGGAGUUGUAAAGGAUGAUGAAUUCUGCAUACGUGAUUGGUUGUGGAAAGACUGCCACAAUGUUGAGUGAAAAAAAUAGUAUGUCUGCCGCACAGAUGAACUCCUAGACUCUAAUCUGUGUGUGCCAGGCAGGGUGUCUGUAUGACUGUUAUUUCUGCUUGUGAGAGCUUCAGAAUUAUUGGAGCCCCCUGAAAAUUUUUUGAAUAGUCCAGAGGUGGCAUUAAGGGUCUUAUGCAAAAACAAAUCCACAGAGCUAUACCCCAAGUUUAACUCAGAAUAGCUCGCUUGCUCUGCAGAACAGAAUGCACUGUGAAAUUUCUUACAUUUGGGUAGUGGGAUUGGGUGGUUUUUACUAUUUUCUUUAUAUUUUUCCUAUCAUGAAUUUUCUAUAGGCUUACAGAAAACAUUUUUACUAAAACAAAUAACCAAUAUAUCUAUUUUCAUUUUGGAGACAAAACAUUGACUGCCCAGAAGCAAAAACUCAAACUGCCAAGAACUAUGUCCCUAUGGAAGACCGUGCUGCUGGGAGCUGGCCACCUCUCCUCGGUCAUACCUCAAAGAAGAUGCCUUUGUUUUAUGUGCAGUAGACACAGCUCUUCUGGACAGGUGCAUUAGGCUGAGACUCUGACUGCAGUCGGCUCUGGAGCAAGACGCAGAGAGCCAAUGAGUAGAGUUGAACUUGGCUUCUAGUUUUGUUUGUUCGGUGUUUUCUUUAAGAAUGCUUUUAGAAAAGAGUGGUUAAAGAAAUCUCUCCUUUUGGGCGUGCCCCUGGGCCUUCUCCCACAGACCACAGGGCUCAGUCUCCUGCACAUCAGCAUGGAAGAUGCUAGAGGCCUUGGCAUUACAAUCUGGGGAUCAUGGUCCUCUAAAGAGAGGGAGUUCUUGUGUGUAAGCCUCAUGUGCAUUCCUGGGAUUUUCCCCCUUCAAGGGGCUCUGCCUGUCCUAUAGGUAAGGUGGGGGGCCCCUCUUUCUCCAUACCCACCCAGUCUUUGGGCAUAGAAAUAUUUUACCCACACUGCCCCUGGCCAGCUGGAGCUGCACGUGGACUGUGGGCUGGCUCUGGCUCUGCUUUUACUCCCCAGGUUUGCUGCUUUUGACAGCAUUCCAUUCCUGCAUUUCUUUCUACCAAUGCAGUUCCUGAAGUUGAGGCUAUUCCUUUAACAGGUAGAAGAGCAGAGUGAGACCGGAGAGAGGAGACUUAAAGGUGAUGUCCACUGUUACUGCAAGCCUCUUGGAGCUGUUCCAGGGCCCGCAAACACAUCUGACUGAGGCAGAACUUUGGCAUUUUCUGAGGAAAAGAGAGCCCAGGGGUGGUAUUUGGACACUAGAUCAUGUGCCUAGGUAGCAGUUACUCCUUUCUCCACAGCUCUGCGCCCCUGGCAACACUCCCCACGCCCUGGUAUUGAGAUCCUCGCUGGACGAUGUCUAGGCUGACCUGAGCUGGCCUUGAAGAGCCGAGAAUUUGGACGCAAACACAGGUUGCUUCCACCUUUUGACUAUUGUGAAUAAUGCUGCUGUGAAUACGGUCUGCAAAUACCUCGGAGAUCCUGUUCUUUUAGAUCUAUACCUAGAAGUGCAAUUGCUAGAUCAUAUGUCAGCCCAGCAGCAGGCUACAGACGGGAAUUGGGAAGCCACUGGACCAGACAACUGCUGAGGUCCUCUCCAGCUCUACCAUCCUCCCUUGCCAGCGUCCAGCCAUGGGGGAUAUGAAAACUCCAGAUUUUGAUGACCUUCUGGCUGCCUUUGACAUCCCAGACCCCACCAGCCUUGAUGCCAAGGAGGCCAUCCAGACCCCCAGUGAGGAGAAUGAGAGUCCCCUCAAACCUCCAGGCACGUGUAUGGAUGAGAGUGUGUCCUUGUCUCACUCAGGGUCAGCCUCAGAUGUGCCGGCCGUGAGUGUCAUCGUCAAGAACACCAGCCGCCAGGAAUCAUUUGAAGCGGAGAAGGACCACAUCGCUCCUAGCCUCCUGCACAACGGAUUCCGGGCAUCGGACCUGCCUCCGGAUGCCCACAACCUGGGCCACAACUGUGGGAAGUUUGAUUCCACUUUCAUGAAUGGAGACAGUGCCAGGGGUUUCCCGGGCAAGCUGGAGCCUUCCAAAUCGGAGCCACUACCAACCUUUAACCAGUUCAGUCCCAUCUCCAGUCCAGAACCUGAGGACACCAUCAAAGAUAAUGGGUGUGGACCGAAGCCCAAGCACUCUGACAGUUAUUUCCCACCCCCUCCUGGGUGUGGGCCUGUCCUGGAGGCUCUGGCUAAGUUUCCAGUCCCGGACCUGCAUAUGUUUGAUCACUUCUGUAAGAAUGAACCCAAGCCAGAACCCCUGCCCCUGGGGAGUCAGCAGGACCACGAGCGGGGUGGGCCAAAGGCGUUGGAGCCUCACAAGGAGCUGGAUGCCACUCGCUUCUUUGGGGAAGCUUUGGAGUUCAACAGCCACCCCAGCAAGGGGCUCACUGCGGAGUUUGGGACCUGCUCAUCAGUCCCCCCGAGGCAGCGUCUUAAGCCAGCCCAUUCCAAGCUGUCCUCUUGUGUGGCAGCCUUGGUGGCCCUGCAGGCCAAAAGAGUCGCCAGUGUCACCAAGGAGGAUCAGCCUGGCCACACAAAAGACCCCUCAGGGCCCACUAAAGAGGGCUCCAAAGGCAGCCCCAAAAUGCCCAAGUCACCAAAGAGUCCCCGGAGCCCUCUGGAGGCCACUAGGAAGUGCAUGAAGCCAUCGGACAGCCCCCGGAGCAUCUGCAGUGAUGGCAGCAGCAAGGGCUCCCCUUCUGUGGCUGCCAGCUCCCCACCAGCAAUUCCCAAAGUCAGAAUCAAAACCAUUAAGACAUCGUCGGGGGAAAUCAAAAGGACUGUCACAAGGAUCUUGCCAGACCCCGAUGAUCCCAAUAAGUCCCCCGUUGGGUCACCUCUGGGGAGUGCCACGGCCGAGGCCCCGAGCGAGGUGCCUGAGGACGAGGUCACUGCCCUACCUCCAGUGGAGCACUUUCCUGAGGGGAGCACUAGUUCAGGGAGUCCCCAGGGUGACAGGAAGGGGGCUGAGAGCACGGGGAAGGCCAGUGGCUCUUCGUCUCCCAGCUGUGGCCCUGGGUCCCGGGUCCCGAAGGGGGCUGCCCCGAGCUCACAGGUGGGCAAGAGGCCGCAGCAGAGCGCAGCGCCGCAGGCAUCCACCCUGGCCCCUGCCACCCUCCUGCCCAAAGCCGUGCACCUGGCCAACCUGAACCUGGUCCCCCACAGCGUCGCUGCCUCAGUGACGGCCAAGUCCUCAGCGCAGAGGCGGAGCCAGCCGCAGCUCACGCAGAUGUCGGUGCCCCUGGUCCACCAGGUGAAAAAGGCCGCCCCGCUGGUGGUGGAGGUCUUCAACAAGGUCCUCCACAGCUCCAACCCCGUGCCCCUGUACGCGCCAAAUCUCAGCCCGCCUGCCGACAGCAGGAUCCACGUGCCGGCCAGCGGGUACUGCUGCCUGGAGUGUGGCGACGCGUUUGCCUUAGAGAAGAGCCUGAGCCAGCACUACGGCCGGCGGAGCGUCCACAUCGAGGUGCUGUGUACGCUGUGCUCCCAGACGCUGCUCUUCUUCAACAAGUGCAGCCUGCUGCGGCACGCCCGCGACCACAAGAGCAAGGGGCUCGUCAUGCAGUGCUCGCAGCUGCUCGUGAAGCCCAUUUCUGCGGACCAAAUGUUCGCGGUGGCCCCCGCGAACUCCCCGGCCCCCGCAGCUCCCGCCCCCGCCGCCCUGCCUCCCUCCCCCAAGCACGGCCCCACCGCGGGCAGUGCCAGCUCCACCAUUCCAGCUUUGCCACUCUACCCGGACCCCGUGAGGCUCAUCCGGCAUGGAAUCAAGUGUCUCGAAUGUCACAAGCAGAUACGCGACCACACGGUCAUGGCCGCGCAUUUCCAGAGGACAUCAGAGGAGACCGAGGGGCUGACUUGCCAGGUGUGCCAGAUGCUGCUGCCCAACCAGUGCAGUUUCUGUGCCCACCAGCGGAUCCACACACACAAGUCCCCUUACUGCUGUCCAGAGUGUGGAGCACUCUGUCGCUCCGCCUACUUCCAGACCCACGUAAAGGAGAAUUGCCUGCACUAUGCCCGCAAGGUGGGCUACAGGUGCAUCCACUGUGGGGUCGUCCACCUGACCUUGGCCUUGCUGAAAAGCCACAUCCAGGAGCGACACUGCCAGGUUUUCCACAAAUGUGCUUUCUGCCCCAUGGCCUUCAAGACCGCCAGCAGCACCGCGGACCACAGCGCCACCCAGCACCCCACCCAGCCCCACAGACCCUCCCAGCUCAUGUAUAAGUGCUCCUGCGAAAUGGUCUUCAACAAGAAGAGGCACAUUCAGCAGCACUUUUACCAGAAUGCCAGCAAGGCCCAGGUGGGCGUCUUCAAGUGCCCUGAGUGCCCGCUCUUGUUCCUGCAGAAGCCAGAGCUGAUGCAGCACGUCAAGAGCACCCACGGUGUUCCCCGAAACGUGGACGAGCUGUCAAGCCUCCAGUCUUCAGCGGACACGUCCUCAAGCCGCCCUGGCUCUCGAGUUCCCACUGAGCCCCCAGCCACUCAUGUGGCUGCUCGGGGCAGCUCCCUGCCCUCUAGCCGCUGGGGCAGGUCUGAGGCCCAUCGCAGGGCUGAGGCCAAGCCCCGGCUGAGAAGCACUGGCUGGACCUGCCAGGAGUGCCAGGAGUGGGUUCCUGAUCGGGAGAGCUAUGUGUCCCACGUGAAAAAGAGCCAUGGUCGGACGCUGAAGCGGUACCCAUGUCGGCAGUGUGAACAGUCCUUCCACACCCCCAGCAGCCUGCGCAAACACAUCCGCAACAACCACGACACAGUCAAGAAAGUCUACACUUGCGGGUAUUGCACAGAGGACUGCCCCAGCUUUCCUCGGCCCUCUCUUCUGGAGAGUCACAUCAGCCUUAUGCAUGGUAUCAGAAACCCUGAUUUGAGCCAGACGUCCAAAGUCAGACCUCCGGGUGGACAUUCCCCUCAGGUGAAUCAUCUGAAGAGACGGGUCAGCGGGGCGGCGGACGCUCCCGGCACCAGCAACGGCGCGACCGUCUCCUCCACCAAGAGGCACAAGUCGCUUUUCCAGUGUGCAAAAUGCAGCUUUGCCACAGACUCGGGGCUCGAGUUUCAGAGCCACAUACCUCAGCACCGGGUGGACAGCUCCACCGCCCAGUGUCUCCUCUGCGGCUUGUGCUACACCUCCGCCGGCUCCCUCAGCCGCCACCUCUUCAUCGUCCACAAGGUGAGAGACCAGGAGGAGGAGGAGGAGGUGGCAGAGGCGGCAGUGGAGGCGGCGGAGCCAGAGGAGGGCUCCGGGGAGGAAGUGUCCACAGAGACCAGGGAGAACGGACUGGAGGAAUGUGCCGGCGAGCCGUUGGCGGGGGACCCAGAGGCCAGGAGGUCACCGGGCCCGGCCCCCGAGGAGGACGGUGCCCAAGAUGCUCAGAGUCAACCACAGGCCUCUCAGGACCAGGACGGCCACUCACUGUCCCCUCAGGUGUGACCCGAGGCUUGGCAGUGUGUGCGGUCGGGUGGUGCCGUGGCACCCUCCACCUGCCGUGUGGACAGUGCGAAACAAACGGCUCUGCCGGCGUGAACGUGGCAGGCUGUGCCCUGGAGCAGUGUCUGCCCCGAGCUGUGAGGUGCUGGGUGUGCCCCAGCUCCAGGAGAUGUGGGGUCACCCAGGACCUCACAGAUCUGAAUUUACUUCUGUUAUUUAUGGCUUUUUGCUGCUUCUCAGUACCCCAACUCUUGUCUGUGUUCUUCAAACCCCAGGCUGCAUCAGUGGCCCAACCCCAGUGCUGUCCACUCCGCGUGAAAGUCCUCCGGGAGGUUCCCACCUGCUGCUCUCAGCCAGGGGGCUCCUCCCGGCUCUGGGCCUACAGGUGGCCUGAGAAGAGGGAUGAGGGGGCCUGACACAGAGUGUUUGGGGGAGCGCUGCCCAGCCUGGCCUGGCAAGAGCCUUGGUCAACUUGCUCUUCCCUCCCAUCCACUCUGAUUUUUCCCCACCAAAAUGUUCCUGGAGAAUGUAUCACCCCCGCUCGUCCUAUCUGUGUGGGUGGGAGGAACUUCUACAGCACGUCUGUUUGGAACCCGGGAGAGAGGAAAUGCGGCCCAGGUAGGCAGGCGCUGGGAGGCAGACCCUUCAGAAGGAGUGUGUGUCCUUAUACUGUGGCUGUCCCGCCUUUCCGGACAAGUGGGGUUUGGGACACAGAUGUUGGGGUAUUUGUAUUCUUGCUCCUGUGCCAUUAGAGAGGCUGCUGCCCCAGGCAGGCCAGCCCCUCCUCCUCUUGGCUACACUCAUGUUGCUCAGACUAUAUUUCAAAUAAAAAAUUCUUCUUACCAUGCAGGUGGGCUCUUGUAUUCCUCUUCAAGUGAGCCUGGCCCCACUCUGCUCCACCCAAAGGGUCUUUCCCAGAUGCCCCUUGUUUUCCCAUCUCUGAGGGAGGGCAGUGUUUCUACUGUUCACGGAAGGCCCACUCUAGAUUCUGGAGCUAUGGUUAGGAAACCAGGAGCCUGGUUCUGCUUGAUUCUCUAGAGACCUUCUGAAAGGGGAAGGGGAGGGUCUUAAUGCUGGUCAAGAAUCACCUCCAAGGUCUCCCCUGGGCCGGCAGCAUCGGCUAUAGGACCUAUUGAAAUUUUCUGGGCACUACCAUCUCUCUUCCAAAUGGAUUUUCAACUUGAGAGAACCCUUUACUGGUAGGGCUGGUGGGGAGGGAUAGAGGGAGGAAUUUUGUAAUUUUCUUACAGUGUUCAAGGUCUCGGUAUCGCCACUGUCACAGGGGACCUGGAUGUGUGAGAAUAAGGAUUAGAUAUGUGAGGCUGGACUGUUUUUUCACUGAUGGCAGAGUUAGGGCCUGACUCAGCACAAGGAGCAGGAGGUGUGUGUGGAGUGUCUUCUGACCUGUGACCUGAGUGGCUGCCGCAGCCUUGCCUGGGUGAAAUGUGGGAUGUGGGACCGGGCCUGGCAGGAUCUAGUGUAGCAAAAAGAAGUGGGUCCUGGCAGAGUUCUUAGAGGUGAUCUUUCAAGGGAAGCAUUGCAUAUUAGUUACAAAUUAUUAAGUCAGGUAAAUAUGCUGACCUUUUCACAAUUGAAAACAAAACCAUUUGCUUCCUCUAUUAGAUGCCCCAUUUUUAGUGGAAGUGCUAAUGCUGUUGGGAGAGGUUAGCACCUGCCUCAGUUUUGGAGAGAGUCUGCUGUUUAAUGACUGCUAUGCCUGGCAAGGUCACCGUGUCCCUGCUUGCCAAGGGGGCAGUGAAGGCAAGAUCGGUCUGAUUCAGGCUGCCUGCAGAGCCAGAGCUACCCCAACUGCACUGUCAUCCCUUUCCUAUUCCAGUUGCAGGGUGCCCACCCUGUACCCCGGGUCCAUUCACAGGAGUUAUAGGGGGCUGAUAGAAGAGUUUGAAAUGGAUGGCUGAAUCUCUUCCUGCCCAGAAACAGUGCUGGCUGGAGGUAGAGACAGGAGGUGGUCAAAUCACAGGUUUUGGCCCCAGAUCCGUCUCUCCUUCCUGGGAAUAGCGUGGAGUGGAAAGAAUGCAGAGAAACCUGGGUCACAGCCUGGGGUCUGCCCUUAACCAGCUCUUAACAAAGCCUCUGCCUUCACCGGCUCCUCCCCUGCAAAGCAGAGCUAGCCAUUCCCAUCCAGCUUGCUUCUCUGGCUUUUGUGAAAUGGUGAGUGUGGAAACACUUUCUAGUUUAUGAAAUUAUAUUAAAGUGAGGGAUUCUUGAUGUGACUUCAGGACGCGGAGUGUGGAGUGUACCUCUCCUGCCAUUCAGACUUGGAUGCUGAUGGUCAGUUACAGUUGGUCCAGGACACCUCCAUUAUUUAGUGAACAUGAUGACAAUAGAAUGUUAAGCCCUGCUCCUGUGCCCAUCAUCUUGCUAAAUACUUUCUAGUGAUUCUUAUUUAGUCCUCACAAUGAUCUCAUAGUUAUUCUCUGUUUAAUAGAGAAGAAAACUGAGGCUCAGAGAGGUUAAGUAACUUGCUGGGCCACCUAUAAGUGUGAUGGUGCUGAGUCAAGACUGGUUCUAAAGUCCAUGACAUCAACCACUGUGCUAUGGCCGGUUGCCAGUUUGUCAGCAGUUUGCAGCCAUCUAGACAUCCGCUUUCCUACUUCCUCCACAGUUGGCGUUCCAGGUUCUCUUUGGAGUCAGUUUGUACCUUGUCACCCCAAGGAGGGCCCUGCGCAUCACAUUUGCUUGUGACGAAAGCACAUGCGGUGUCUCUAUGAACUUUGAUUCUCAUUGGGAUUUAACUUGCAUUUGAAGACCAUUUUGGGGGGGCCAUCCCAGAAAAGGUUACCCAGCCUCACAGGGAACAUUGUUCCCUCAGGGUCCAAUAUCUUUUGAUCUUUUCUUUUUUUAAGGUGUUUUUUAAUGGUUGCGCUAUCAUUUGUUAUCAGAAAAAGCUUGCUGUAACAGGCACUUAUCUGCACAUUAGCUGGAGUGCUCUCCUGAUCAAGUUAAACAGAUAAAAUUCCCACCCUCCUAGAAACUAUGCUGAGGCUUGACAAAUGACUAGUAUUUAUUUUCCAACUGCUUUAUCUCUGUAAAAUGAUAUGCUGAGUUACUAUAAGCUAAUUGAGUGUGUAGAAAGAACUGUUCCCUUAUGUAAACAGUCUGGGUUUUGAAAAUAUAACACUAGUGGCUCAGCAAGUUCAACACACUUUACCUUCCCUGAGACUGAGGACUCUCCCCACAUCCCCUGCCCUGUUCGCCACUGCACAUUCAGCACUGAGCACACCUUAUUUUACUUGUUUAAAAAAAUUUUUUUUUAAUUAGUACAUUAUGUGAUAAGACAUCCAAACAAUACAAGAGUAUACAAUGAAAAGUAAGCUUCCUGAUGGAGGUCAGCCUGUCCUCUCUCCAGAGUUAAUUGCUGUUAUCUAUAUCUUGUGUAUUCUUUCUGAAUAAUUCUAUGCAUUUACACGUUUAUAAAUAUGUAUACAUAUCUAUUUUUAAUACAAAUGGUAGCAUUCUA